CCUUAACCUGUAUCUCUCCCUCCAGUGUGCUCUAUAAGGAGACAGUAUUUACUCUGUUGGCCUGGUUACAGCAGUGUGAGGCGAGGCUAGCCAUCCCCUCUACAGCCGUCACUGAAUACCCUACCAUGGAGGGGAGACUGAAGGAUGUCAAGGUAAUGCAGGUUGCGCUUGCAGAGCACCAGAGUGAGGUGGACUACCUGACGUCUACAGUGGACCAGGUUUUUCAGAAGGCCCCUCCUGAGAUCAGUCACAAGUACAGGACAGAGAUGGACAGCAUCAUGACUCGCUGGAGACGCCUGUCCUCGACGCUGGGGGAACAGGCGACCAAGAUAACAGAGCUUAUGGCUAAAUUACUGCAGUUCCAGAAUGACGUGAAGACUCUGAGGAAGUGGAUGGCUGAUGUUGAUGUGUUCCUGAAUGAGGAGUGGCCAGCGCUGGGGGACUCAGAGGCCCUGCAGAAACAGCUGGAGCAGUGCACUGCCCUGGUGAAUGACAUCCACACCAUCCAACCCAGUCUGAACGGCAUCAAUGAGGUGGGCGUGUCUCUGAAGACAGAGGCGGAGCCAGCAUUCGCCAUCCAACUGCAGAAGGAGCUCGAUGAACUGAACGCUAUGUGGGAGAUAAUCUGCAAACAGGCCUAUGCUAAGAAGUCCGCUCUGAAGGGGGGUCUGGACAAGACCAUGAGCCUGAGGAAGGAGAUGGCUGAGAUGCAGGAGUGGAUCACUCAGGCUGAGGAGGACUAUCUGGAGAGAGACUUCACUUACCAGACCCCUGAGGAGCUACGCAAGGCUGUGGAGGAACUCAAGAAGGGUCAAGAGGAGGUCCACUCUAAAGAGCUGAAGGUGAAGCUGCUGACUGACUCUGUGAACAGUUUCAUCUCCAAAGCCCCUCCGGCCGCCCACGAUGCCCUCAAGGCAGAGCUGGUCGUGCUGACCGCUAACUACCAGAGACUCUGCAGCCGCCUGGACGGCAAGUGUAAAACCCUGGAGGAGGUGUGGGCGUGUUGGUGUGAGCUGCUGUCCUACCUGGAGCAGGAGAACGGCUGGCUGGACCAGCUGGAGCAGAAGCUAGACGAGACAGACAGCAUCCCGGGGGGAGCAGAGGAGCUCUGUGAGGCCCUUGAUGCCCUGGACACAUUGCUGCGUCACCCUGAAGAUGGGAGGAACCAGAUCAGAGAGCUGUCUCAGACCCUGAUGGACGGAGGAGUUCUGGAUCAACUGAUCCAGCAUAAACUAGAGGCCUUCAACACACGCUGGGAUGAACUCAUGCAGAGGGCGGUUCGUCGGCAGCAGCAGCUGGAGAGCAGUGUGCAGUGGGCCCAGGAGAAUGACAAGACGCUGCGUCUCAUCAAUGACUCUCUGGACGCCACCGACCGACACCUGUCUGCCUACAUCGCUGACCACAUCGACGCAGCACAGAUACCACAGGAGGCACAGAAGAUCCAGACAGAGCUAAAUGGUCACGAGGCGACUCUGGCAGACAUGAAGAAGAAGAAUACAGAGAGAGACCAGUCAGAGAGAGUAGCAGCUCAGAUCCACCUGAUACAGAAGAAACUCCAGGAGGUGUGUGUGAAGUUCAGGCUCUUCCAGAAGCCUGCGAACUUCGACCUGCGCCUCUCAGAGUGUGAGAGGGUUCUCUGGGAUGUGAAGGCACAGCUGGGGGUGUUGGACAUACGCAGCGUGGAACAGGACGUGGUGCAGUCACAGUUGGAACAAUGCAUGAAGUUGUAUAAGAGUCUGAGUGAGGUGAAGUUGGAGAUAGAGACUGUGAUAAAGACCGGAAGACAGAUCGUUCAGAGACAGCAGACGGAGAAGCCUAAAGAGCUGGACGACAGACUCACUGCCCUCAAGCUGCUCUAUAAUCAACUGGGCGCGCAGGUGACGGAGGGAAAACAGGAACUAGAGAAGAGUCUGAAGUUGUCCAGGAAACUGCGUAAGGAGUUGAACAGCCUGACAGAGUGGUUAGCUGCUACAGACGCUGAGCUGACUAGGAGGUCGGCUGUGGAGGGGAUGCCCAGUGAUCUAGAGGCUGAGCUGGACUGGGCCAAGGCAACCCAGAAGCAGACAGAGAAGCAUGCUCUUCAGUUGAAGGCUGUAGAGGAGUUGGCUGAAGCCUUGACUGCAGUGCUGAGGUCUGUGAGCCUGGUCGAUGACAAGGUCCAGCUGCUCCACUGUAACUUCGCUGUCACCUCCAGGAGUGAGUGGUGGUUAAAGCUAUGCUGGUGGGUCUCUGACUACCAGAGCCAGCUGGAGACAUUGGAUGUGAAUAUGAAGGUGAUAAAGGAGUGGAUGGAGGGAGCAGAGAAAGAGAUGGACCAGAUAGAGAACCAGGGACCCAACGACCCUGUCCUCAAGGGUCUGCGUGGGGACUUGGAGGUGAUGCAUGGUAAGGUGGAGGCGGUGCGGGUGCUACACCAGGGUCUGAUGGGUACUUGUGGGGAACACUGCCAGGCACAGCUGGGGCCCAAACUGGAAAAACUCAACCAGCGUUUUGACAGCAUCGCACAGCGCAUCACUGCAGGACAGGCAGCAGCAUCAGCGGUGGAGGUGGAGCAGUUCCACAGUGAAGCUAAGAUCUGGCUGGACCUGCUGGAGGAAGAAGAGAAACAGGGAGAGAACCUGAAGGAGGAAGAUUUCACAGGACAGGACGGGAACUGUGAGGAGGGGGCAGUGAAGGAGCUGUUGCUGAAAGGACAGAAGCUACAGAGGAGAGUUCCAGACCUGGACAAGAAAGAACAGAUCAGAAUCAAACACAAUCAGCUCAACACUAAAUACAACAGUGUCAUGGACCUGCGUGGUGUGAGGAGGAGGAAGGCCCUGGCGAUAGCCCCCCAGUGGUAUCAGUACCGUAGGAAGACUGAUGACCUUCUCCAGUGGCUGGACGACAUUGAGAGGAGCGUGGCUGAAUUACCUGAUCCAGCAGAGGAACAGAGGGUUAAGGAGAUUGGCUCAGAGUUCGAUGAGAAGAGUGAGGAUCUGAAAGAGGUGCAGGGAUUGGCCAAAGAACUGUCAGACGCAGGGGCGACCUCGCUGGUGCAGCCCCGCCUCCUCCAGCUCAACACACGCUGGCAGGAGGUGGAGGCUAAAUUCACCCCCUACCGCCGACAAAGUUCACCUGACCCCUGUCUGGAGUCACAACCAAUCAAUGACCCUCAUGAGUACCUGGGAGAGCUGCAGACCCUGCUGCGUUCCGUCUCUGAGACAGACUUCCAACUGAACUCUCCUGAGUACUGGCAGGCCGUCUUCUACAACCUACCCCAGCAGGGACAGUGCCUUCAGGAGGUGAAGGUGAAUCUGAAGAACCUCCGCCCCCCUGUAGAGGGCGCUCUAGCCAGGAGAGAGGAGGUGGUGGCCAUCGCCACUCCAGCAGAGAGAACCAGGGUCCAGGAGACAGCUCUGCUGCUCAACACUAACUGGGACAAAGUCAACAAGCUGUACCUGGACAGGCUCAGGCGCUGGGAGACGUCCAAUGCUAAGUGGCUGAAGUUCGUAGCGGACCAGAAGGUGCUUGGUGAUUGGUUGAGUGGUGCGGAGACCACUCUGAAACAGGCGAAGACAGACCCUGCUGGGACCAGACCACACCUUAAGGAGCUGCAGGAGAGCGUGGGGGCCCAGGGGGGUGUGGUGGCAGGGCUGAACGCUGCAGGGAAGGAGAUCAUUGGUCAGAGUACGCAGGAGGACGGAGCUCAGAUCAGGCUACAGCUCAACACCCUCAACACACGCUGGGUGAACAUCACCCAGGAGAUCACAGAGAGGAAGAGGAGGUCUGCAGAGGCACGUACUGCAGCUAUGGGGCUGCAGGAGGACAUGGGGGAGUUCCUGUCCUGGCUGGAUGAGGCUGAGGAGGUCGUGGCCAUCCCCCUGACGCCUGGAGAUCACCACCAGAUGAACGCCACCCUGGAGAAAGUCACGGCUCGUGUGUUGGAGCUACCAGCCAGACAGAACAAUGUGGAUACCAUCAACACGAGGACCGGCACCAUUCCCCUCCCUGCUGACCAACAGAAGGAAAUGAAGGUGAUCAACACACGCUGGGUACAGGUGUCUAAAGACCUGCCUGAGAAGCAGAAGCAGAUUGAGAGCUUGCUGAAGGAGCUGUCUCACUUCCAGGACCGGCUGACUUACCUCUCCUCGUGGACCUCAACCACCAGGACCACCCUAGAGGAAAACCCUGACAAUGUGGAACCCAAGCUCAUAGAUGAAGUCCAGGUCAAGAAGCCUGAGGUGGAGGGGGUGUUGGCUAAGGGCCAGGAGCUGUACAAGGACACGCCUCCCAGCCAACCAGAGAAGGAGAAGUACCACAGUCUGAGUGAUGAUUGGAGGGCGAUUCAGGGGCAAAUGAUAGUACACAGAGAGAGGCUGGCCGCUCUAAGGAUCCAGAAAACCACCAUUGAGACCCUCCAGGGAGACGCCCCAGCCCUGGCUCAGUUCAACAAGGCCUGGGCAGAGCUCUCUGAUUGGCUAUCCCUGCUGGAUCAGAUGGUACAGACACAGAGGGUGACCGUGGCCGACCUGGACGACAUCAACCACAUGAUCGUCAAGACCAAGGGAGCACUGGGGGACAUGGAGCGGCGGCGCCCCCAGCUGGAGGGUCAGCUGACUGCAGCCCAGAACCUGAAGAACAAAACCAACAACCAGGAGACACGAGCUGCUAUCACCGACCGCAUUGACAGGUUGCAGACCCACUGGGAGGAGUCACAGGGCAGACUGGCUGAUAGACAUCAACAGCUACAGAACAUGCUGCAGGACUCCUCUGAUUGGUUGGACGCCAGGAAGGAGGUGGAACCUCUCAUCAAACGAGCCAAUGACAAGCUGGAGUCGUGGCAGGAUAUUUCCUACACCAUGGAUGCUCUGAAGAAGCAAAACACUGACCUCAAGCUGUUUUUGAAGGAGCUGCACCAGUGGCAGGGUCAGGUGGACGUGACCAAUGACCUGGCAGGGAAGCUGUUAACCCUUUACUCUACCGACCACACACACAAGGUCACACAGAUGACCGACGCCACGAACGUUACCUGGGAGCACAUCAACAAACGUGUUGGGGACCGUGAGGCGGCUCUGUCAGCUGCUCUGAGGCUGUUACAGCAGUUCUACCUGGACCUGAAGGAGUUCCUCAACUGGCUGACGGAGGCAGAGACCACCUGUAACGUCCUGCUGGACGCCUCACACAAGGAGAGGCUGCUGGAAGACCCUGAGGCUGUACGACACCUGCUGGGGCAGUUCCAGGACCUUCAAGGGGAGAUAGAUGGCCACACAGAACUGUACCACUCUCUGGAUGAGAAUGGUCAGCGUAUCGUGACGUCUCUGACCGGCUCAGACGAGGCCGUACUCCUACAGAGCCGCCUGGACAACAUGGGCCAGCGCUGGGACGAGCUCCGCAGCAAAACCAUGAGUAUGAGAUCUCACCUGGAAGGGGAAAUGGCUCCAUGGAAGAGGAUACACAUGACCCUUCAGGAGCUGAUAGCCUGGCUGCAGAUGAAGACUGACCUGCUGGAGCAGGAACCACCAGUAGGGGGCGACGUCCCUGCUGUGCAACAACAGCUGGACACACACAGGAGCUUCAGGAGAGAUCUGAGGGCCAAGGGCCCGGUGGUUAACGGGGCUCUGGACCAGGUUCAGAUCUUCCUGUCUGAACUGCCUGCUGAGAGGGAGCCUCAGCCUGUCCAGAGAGACAUCAGUCCAGAGGAGCGUGCCCAGAACGUGGGGCGUGUCCUGCGAAAGGAAGCAGAGGAUGUGGCGUCUGGGUGGGAGGGGCUUAACGAGGAGGCCGCUGAUUGGCAGAGGAGGCUGGAGCUGGCUCUGGAUAGGCUGUUGGAGCUUCAGAAGGCCCAGGACCAGCUGGAGCUGAGGCUGAGCCAGGCUGAGAUGGUGAAGGAGGCCUGGGAGCCUGUAGGAGACCUGCUCAUAGACUCACUACCUGAACACAUCGACAGGGUCAAGGCGUUCCAGGCAGAGAUAGCUCCUAUCAAAGACGAUGUGAGUCACGUCAACAACCUGGCCUCUACCUUCGGCCCUCCUGACCUCGUCCUCUCACGACCCAACCUGGACAGACUGGAUGACCUCAACACACGCUGGAGGAUGCUACAGAUCUCCAUCAAAGACCAUCUGAAGCAGCUGACAGAUGCUCAGAGGGACUUUGGCUCUCUGCAGGGUUCUGUUCAAGGUCCAUUUGAGCAGGCGGUCUCACCCAAUAACGUGCCCUACUACAUCAACCACCAGACACAGACAACAUGCUGGGACCAUCCCAAGAUGGCCGACCUCUACCAGUCUCUGGCCGACCUGAACAACGUGCGUUUCUCAGCCUACCGGACAGCCAUGAAGCUGAGACGCCUGCAGAAAGCUCUGUGUCUGGACCUCCUGGGUAUGCCCGCAGCGUGUGAGGUCUUUGAGCAGCAUGGCCUGAAGCAGAAUGAGCAUCUGAUGGACAUCAUGCAGGUGAUGACGUGUCUGACCAGCCUCUAUGAGAAACUGGACCAGCAGCACGGGAACCUGGUCAACGUCCCGCUGUGUGUCGACAUGUGUCUCAACUGGCUGCUCAAUGUUUAUGACACAGGAAGAAGUGGAAAAAUCAGAACUCUGUCCUUCAAAACCGGCAUCAUCUCACUCUGCAAAGCACACCUGGAGGACAAAUACAGAUUCCUGUUCCGCCAGGUAGCCAGUGCAACAGGGUUCUGUGACCAGCGGAGGCUGGGUCUUCUCCUCCAUGAUUCCAUCCAGAUCCCCCGUCAGCUGGGAGAGGUGGCCUCCUUCGGGGGCUCCAACAUCGAGCCCAGCGUCCGCAGCUGCUUCCAGUUUGCCAAUAACAAGCCAGAGCUGGAAGCUGCUAUGUUCCUGGACUGGAUGCGUCUGGAGCCUCAGUCGAUGGUGUGGCUGCCUGUCUUACACCGUGUGGCGGCUGCUGAGACAGCCAAACACCAGGCCAAGUGUAACAUCUGCAAGGAGUGUCCUAUCAUCGGCUUCAGGUACCGAAGCUUAAAGCAUUUUAACUAUGACAUCUGCCAAAGCUGCUUCUUCUCUGGUCGUGUGGCUAAGGGACACAAGAUGCAAUACCCCAUGGUGGAGUACUGUACACCGACUACGUCAGGGGAGGAUGUGAGGGACUUUGCCAAGGUACUGAAAAACAAAUUCAGGACCAAACGAUACUUCGCUAAGCACCCCCGUAUGGGCUACCUCCCUGUGCAGACCAUCCUGGAGGGGGACAACCUGGAGACUCCCGUAACUCUGAUCAACUUCUGGCCGGUAGAUCAUGCGCCUGCGUCCUCCCCCCAGCUUUCCCAUGACGACACCCAUUCACGCAUCGAGCAUUACGCCAGCCGGUUAGCUGAAAUGGAGAACCGUAAUGGAUCUUAUCUGAAUGACAGUAUCUCACCCAAUGAGAGCAUUGAUGAUGAACACCUGUUGAUUCAGCACUACUGUCAGAGUCUGAACCAGGGCUCUCCCCUCAGCCAGCCACGCAGCCCCGCCCAGAUCCUCAUCUCCAUGGAGAGUGAGGAGAAGGGGGAGCUGGAGAGGGUGCUCAACGACCUGGAGUCAGACAACAGGAAGCUACAGGCGGAGUAUGACAAGUUGAAGAAGGCCCACGACCACAAGGGGCUGUCCCCACUCCCCUCGCCCCCGGAGAUGCUGCCCGCUUCGCCCCAGAGCCCACGGGACGCCGAGCUGAUCGCUGAGGCCAAACUGCUGAGGCAGCACAAAGGACGGCUGGAGGCUCGCAUGCAGAUCCUGGAGGACCAUAACAAACAACUGGAGUCACAGCUACACCGGCUCAGACAGCUACUGGAACAGACUGACUCCAAGGUGAACGGUACAGCCCUGUCCUCUCCCUCCACCUCGUCCCAGCGCUCUGACACCAGUCUGCCUCUGAUGCGUGUAGCAGGCAGCCAGACUACAGAGACCAUGGGUGACGAUGAGCUGUCGAGUCCGUCCCAAGAUGCAUUGGGGCUAGAGGAGGUGAUGGAGCAGCUAAACAACUCCUUCCCCCACAGCCAAGGACUGAGUGUAGGCAGUCUGUUCCACAUGGCAGACGACCUGGGUCGAGCCAUGGAGUCAUUGGUCAACGUGAUGACGGACGAACAGAGUGGCGAGUAGCGGAAGACGAGGGCCCGCCCCUUACCCACUCCCCAACCAACCCCCUCCCCCGCAUGCUUUUCUAGUCAAAACAACUGGAUUGGACACGUUUACAAAGAGAAAUAUACAUAUAUUUUUGUGAAGGAUCAGCAUUACAAAACUUGUAGAUUUCAGUAGUUUCUUAAAAGUAUCGAAAAUGGUUUUAUUAACAAAAGGCAGGUUUUUAAACUUCUAUGCAAUUGUAUAAAGAAAGAAAGAAAAAGUAUGUAAAUCUUGUGAACGUAUUUCCAUUUCUUUGUAUGGAGCAUUUCACAACAUUUGUAUCAAAAAGAAAGAUUGUAAACAUAAGGUGCUUUAUAUUACAAAACUAUGUUUAUUAUAACAACAAAAGAUGAUUAACUGUAAAGGCAAUGCAGUCGUCCUGUACCCUUUCAGCGUAGAGAGACUGACUGUGUGUAUGUAUGCACGUUUGUGUGUGUCUUGGUACGCAAGGAUGUGUGUGACGUGUGUGUGACCUGUGUGUGUGUGUGAAGGUAAUCUAUUUUCCACAUUGCAUUAUAGCUUUUGCUUUGGGCUGAUGCACCUCUUGUUGUUUAUCAAACCAUCCAUCCAUCCAUAGGUCAUAGGUCAUCUUUUUCUUUAGUAGUGUCUGUUUGAUCCUCUUGUUGUUUAUCAAACCAUCCAUCCAUCCAUAGGUCAUAGGUCAUCUUUUUCUUUAGUAGUGUCUGUUUGAUGAUCAUAAUAUGAUACUAUGCCCUUUGCCUCGUUCAGCGCAGCUCUGGUCCACUCCUGUGUGUUGAAUCUACCACGAGGAGCCAUAGAGCACAGACUGAAAGGUUCAAUCUGGGAUAUUAACAGCCGUUAUUGUUGUUUUUCAAAUGAAGGAUUGGGCCUUUAACACUGACAGAAAGAAAGUAAUAGUGUUGUUUUAAUACCUAUUCAUAGUGGUUUUGUAGGAUUAUGACAUUUAAUUUAAAUUUAAUACCAUUUAAAAUAGAGCUACAGUACAGUGUGACAUUUCAACUGUUUGUAAUCCUGAGAUUAUUUUAUUGAUUUGAUCUGAGUUUUCUCCUAGUGUGAUUGGGAGCGGUUUAAGAUACAAGUGUAUGAUUCUAGAACCCCCAGUAAUGCAAGCUCUACCUCGUUUUAAUUGGUCAAAACCCAACUUUCACAUUCUUUUUCAUUCUGAUCCUUCCUAGGAAGGUGCAGAAAAUAUUCUACUGUAGUUGGAUGCCAUCUAAAAGAACCCAUCCAUGUUUUGAAAUGGAAUGAGUCCCUCCAGAUACAUACACUGUAGUGUCCUCAGUGUAGCUGGAUGCCAUCUAAAAGAACCCCUCCAUGUUUUGAAAUGGAAUGAGUCCCUCCAGAUACAUACACUGUAGUGUCCUCAGUGUAGCUGGAUGCCAUCUAAAAGAACCCAUCCAUGUUUUGAAAUGGAAUGAGUCCCUCCAGAUACAUACACUGUAGUGUCCUCAGUGUAGCUGGAUGCCAUCUUAAAGAACCCCUCCAUGUUUUGAAAUGGAAUGAGUCCCUCCAGAUACAUACACUGUAGUGUCCUCAGUGUAGCUGGAUGCCAUCUAAAAGAACCCAUCCAUGUUUUGAAAUGGAAUGAGUCCCUCCAGAUACAUACACUGUAGUGUCCUCAGUGUAGCUGGAUGCCAUCUAAAAACCCCUCCAUGUUUUGAAAUGGAAUGAGUCCCUCCAGAUACAUACACUGUAGUGUCCUCAGUGUAGCUGGAUGCCAUCUAAAAGAACCCAUCCAUGUUUUGAAAUGGAAUGAGUCCCUCCAGAUACAUACACUGUAGUGUCCUCAGUGUAGCUGGAUGCCAUCUAAAAGAACCCCUCCAUGUUUUGAAAUGGAAUGAGUCCCUCCAGAUACAUACACUGUAGUGUCCUCAGUGUAGCUGGAUGCCAUCUAAAAGAACCCAUCCAUGUUUUGAAAUGGAAUGAGUCCCUCCAGAUACAUACACUGUAGUGUCCUCAGUGUAGCUGGAUGCCAUCUAAAAGAACCCAUCCAUGUUUUGAAAUGGAAUGAGUCCCUCCAGAUACAUACACUGUAGUGUCCUCAGUGUAGUUGGAUGCCAUCUAAAAGACCCCCUCCAUGUUUUGAAAUGGAAUGAGUCCCUCCAGAUACAUACACUGUAGUGUCCUCAGUGUAGCUGGAUGCCAUCUUAAAGAACCCCUCCAUGUUUUGAAAUGGAAUGAGUCCCUCCAGAUACAUACACUGUAGUGUCCUCAGUGUAGCUGGAUGCCAUCUAAAAGAACCCAUCCAUGUUUUGAAAUGGAAUGAGUCCCUCCAGAUACAUACACUGUAGUGUCCUCAGUGUAGUUGGAUGCCAUCUAAAAGACCCCCUCCAUGUUUUGAAAUGGAAUGAGUCCCUCCAGAUACAUACACUGUAGUGUCCUCAGUGUAGCUGGAUGCCAUCUUAAAGAACCCCUCCAUGUUUUGAAAUGGAAUGAGUCCCUCCAGAUACAUACACUGUAGUGUCCUCAGUGUAGCUGGAUGCCAUCUAAAAGAACCCAUCCAUGUUUUGAAAUGGAAUGAGUCCCUCCAGAUACAUACACUGUAGUGUCCUCAGUGUAGCUGGAUGCCAUCUAAAAGAACCCCUCCAUGUUUUGAAAUGGAAUGAGUCCCUCCAGAUACAUACACUGUAGUGUCCUCAGUGUAGCUGGAUGCCAUCUAAAAGAACCCCUCCAUGUUUUGAAAUGGAAUGAGUCCCUCCAGAUACAUACACUGUAGUGUCCUCAGUGUAGCUGGAUGCCAUCUAAAAGAACCCAUCCAUGUUUUGAAAUGGAAUGAGUCCCUCCAGAUACAUACACUGUAGUGUCCUCAGUGUAGCUGGAUGCCAUCUUAAAGACACCCUCCAUGUUUUGAAAUGGAAUGAGUCCCUCCAGAUACAUACACUGUAGUGUCCUCAGUGUAGCUGGAUGCCAUCUUAAAGACCCCCUCCAUGUUUUGAAAUGGAAUGAGUCCCUCCAGAUACAUACACUGUAGUGUCCUCAGUGUAGCUGGAUGCCAAUCUGAAUGUGUUCAGAUACAUACACUGUAGUGUCCUCGGCGGUUCAUUAAGACAUAGAAAUGAAAUGUCAGACAUGUUUAAGGAAACUGGACCAGGGUGCACUACUGUUAUCCAUCCUGGACAGACUAGAGUUGAUCUUCUGUGUGCUAAUGCAUUUGUUUAGUUUUAUUUGUGUGUUCCUUUAUGGAAUUGCAUGGUGUGGGGGCGUUAUCAGUGUGAGAUCACAGUUGAUGUUUAUUUAAAACACAAACAAUUGAAGGUAUUCUUCAGGAUUAUUACAGUUUCAUGACAACACCUUUUUACUUCGUUUUUGCACCAUGUUUAUAGCAGCAUGAUGAAAGAUAAUGAUUCAUUAAUCCACUGCCUCAUUCAUUUCUAACCCUGGAGUUGUAUUGUCCAUCUUUUUCAAUAACUUGUUUGUUUCACAACAUAUCAAAUUCCACCAAAUAUAUGCCUUACUACUGUAUUAUAAAAUGCUUUACUGUGUCUAUCAAUAAAGCGGCGAUGUUGACUUGA
Molecule: messenger RNA, 11596 nt
Organism: Oncorhynchus nerka (sockeye salmon)
Lineage: Eukaryota; Metazoa; Chordata; Actinopteri; Salmoniformes; Salmonidae
Product: dystrophin-like
Biological process (GO): regulation of muscle system process; skeletal muscle tissue development; muscle cell development
Cellular component (GO): sarcolemma
Molecular function (GO): zinc ion binding; protein binding
Source: RefSeq, a predicted model, not a curated record